AUGAAUAAAGAAGCAAAUUUCUUAGUGUUAUUCCUAAUUUUGAAUUGUUUUAUAAUUUUUUGUGCUGGUGGUAAGUUCAAAAAAUAAGUUAUCUCAAGAGUUUGGGUAACUUUUUUGAAUAGAAUUUUUUCUCGAAAAUCUCAGAAAAAUAUUUCCGUUCUGAUAGUCGAUUCAAAAGUUAUCUUAACUCGUGAAAUUCAUUUUUUAGUCAAUAUUCAAAAUGUUCAUAGGACCCCACUGUCUUCAUAGUGAAGUAAUUCUCAGUGAUUGGUGCGAUGAUGAUCAUUAUAACGUUGAAUAUUAUGAUCCUGCUAAAGGGGGAUAUGAUCCCAUAAAUGGAUGUUGUGGUAAGUUGUGAUUUAUAAAAAUGUUCCGAAGUGUAGAUGUUCUUUUGAGGCUCUAUCGCAAUAUAAGGGUCCCAUGGAAAUAUAAGGGUCCGUAAAAAAUAUAGGGGUCCGUAAUUUUGUUCAAGGGUCCCAAAAAAUAUAAGGGUCCGGUUUUUUUGAGGGUCUAUAAAAAAAAGUAUUUUCAAUUAUUUAUUUUUGGUGAUUUUUUUUUUUUAAUUUUUCACAUUUUUUUAGCCAGUCAGUAUUUUUCUAGGGGGUUUACUAAGCCUAAGCCUAAAAUAAUAGAGAAAUUUUGAAUCCUCUGGUAACUCUAUUUUCGGCUUUUCAGCUUCAGAAUUAGGCUUAGGCUUAGUAAACUCCCCGAAAAUACAAAGAAUCGUCAAAAAAUCAAAAAAUUAGACCUAUGAAAAAAAUCACGGACCCUUAUUUUUUUUGGGACCCUUAUAUUGAGAUAAAGCCAGAAUGUUAUAUAAAAAUGAUAUUUUCGAAAAAUAUUUUUUUUUCCCAGCUCUCAAUUCUAUCAAAUGUCCUGGAAGCGACAAGCAUCCAAAAAAGGGAUGCGCCUACAGUGGAAAUCAUUUAUCCAUAAUAUUGCACCUUCCCUCUUCUGACAGUGUGUGUUGUGGUGAGAUUUUCAUAUUUGUAUAAAAAGUUGUAUAAAAAGUAAACCCCCCUCUUCUUUAGAAAGGCAGAAAUUUCUUGCAGAUCUCAAUUGGUACAAAUGCCCGGCCGGAGAAGCACCAACACGAUGGCCGUGUGAAUCUGAAAGAUAUGAGUAUGAUUUACUUGGGAAUGGACAGUUUACGUUUUGUUGCAGUAAGUUAAUUCGUUGAUGAAUUUUUUAUCCCAUUAUUCGACGUCCAAAAAUGAAAAAUGGGAGGAAAAAAAGAACGUUUUCUGUCCAAAAAAACAAGGCACAUGCUGAAGUAUGGUACAACCUGCACAUCUAACUCGGUUACUGAAUGGAAAUUGGACAGGAAACUAACAAAAAUAUUCAAAUUGCAUAAGUCAGAUACGCAUGUUAAUUCCGUGUAGUACGGUUGUUCCCAAUCUGUUCCUUUAAUCUGGAAAUCCUAAUUUUAUGCAUUUUGGACAAAAAUUGUUCUAUCUCUCUCUCUUUUUCUUUCUGGACGCCGCAUAAAAAAGCUGUGUCCCAAAAUAUUUGUCCAUAUUUGAUUUCAGCGCUUGCUCAAUUUAAAUGUUAUGGUGGUGAACCGGCAAUAAGAAGAGCACCAUGUACAUAUUCACAAUAUGAAAUGAAAAUAGACGGUCACGAUUUAUGCUGUGGUAAGAUCAGUGAUUUUAACAAAUACUUCUUAACUUAUUGUAAUUUUUGAGACCUUGGUAACCUGAAAUGUUAUGGUGGUGACGCGCCAAGAAAAAGCCUAUCGUGUUCAGAUUCAGAAUAUGAAAUGAAAAUAGCCGGUCACGAUUUAUGUUGUGGUAAGAUCAGUGAUUUUAAUUUUUUUAAUUAGGGCUGCACGAUGGGGCUUGGGGGCGGCCCCUUCGCCCCCCCCCCACACGGGGCGAGAGCGCGAGCGAUUUUUGCACCGGGUAGCUGUUUAUUCAUAAAUAUAAGAUUAUUAUAAUUUUUCAGAUCUUGAUAAAUUGAAAUGUAAUAAUGGAAAACCACCAACGAUUUACCCAUGCACAGAAAAUCAACAUGUAAUGAUGUUAUAUAAUGAUCCGUUCUGUUGUGGUAAUGAAAAUAUAAUGAAAUCUAUGUAAGAAUUAUCGAAAUUUGGAAUUUCAGGAUUCGAAGAACUGAUAUGUCUCAGCGGAUCUAAGCCAGCUAAGUUCAGACACACAAAACCGUGCUCAAGUUCACAAUACAAAGCACAUUUUCCGAAAUAUGGUUAUUUUUGUUGUGGUAAGUCAAAUACACCAGGGGGGUGGGGAACCUGGCCUCAUGUUGGCUUUUGUGGGUUCGAUGUUCACCUCUGAACUGGUUUUUAUUUUUCACGUCCGCCACAUUUUUCAACUUUGACAAUAUCUCUUUGAAGAUAUUGGUGGAUUGACAUGUAUUGAUGGAAAAUCGCCAACAAACUUGCCAUGUUCAGAAAAGCAAUAUGAAAAGAAGUAUAAUGAAGAUUCAUUGUGUUGUGGUAAUGAAAAUACAAUGGAAAAAAAUAGACAAAAACUGAAAUUUCAGGGUUUGACGAGUUGAAAUGUUAUGGUGGAGAUAUGCCAACUAAAGAACCUUGUUCAAAUUCCCAAUACAAAACAAAUUUUCCGAAUUAUGGUGAUUUUUGUUGUGGUAUUAUCAAAAUAAAAAAAUUUGGCAAAAAAACGGAGCCCACAAAUUCAAAUGACACUCUUCCCAAGUACGGUGUUUCUUUCAGUCGCUGCGAGACCCAUAUGUGCGUCUUUGACUUUGUUUCUCUGCCCAAUGGUGUGGUCUCGAAACGGUGUUAGUGACGCAAAGGAAUACCGUACUUGGGGAAAUUGGGAUUUGAAUUUCUGGCUUCUCUUUUUUGCCAAAUUUUUUUACUUUUGAUAAUAAGUCGAAUAUAGCCCAAUUUGUUUUCGGUGGCCUAGGAUCCGACUCGGUUAUUUUUUUUCUCACCACAAUAUUCGUGAAUUUCAGGGCUUGAUGCUUUGAAAUGUAUCGAUGGAAAAUCGCCAACUCAUUUGCCAUGCUCACAAAAUCAAUAUGAAAAGAAGUUUAAUGAAGAUCAAUUUUGUUGUGGUAAUCAGAAAAUUGAAUGAAAUCUAUGUUUUAUCGAAAAUUGGAAUUUCAGGGUUUGACGAGUUGAAAUGUUAUGGUGGAGAUAUGCCAACUAAAGAACCGUGUUCAAAUUCACAAUAUAAAACAAAUUUUCCGAAUUACGGUGACUUUUGUUGCGGUAAGUAAGUCAAAUACAGCUGGCGCCAGGCCGAAUUUGUUUUCGGUGGCCUAGGAUCCGACUCGGUUUCUUUUUUCAGGACUUGAUGCAUUGAAAUGUUAUGGUGGAGUUAUCCCAACUCAUGAGCCAUGCACCAAUUCACAGUACAAAUCGGCUUUCUCGAAACUUGGUGAAUUUUGUUGCGGUAAGUCAAGCGCUUUUUGAAUUUUAUAAAUAUCAAAAUUUUGAAGAUUUCGACAAGCUGAAAUGUGACAAUGGAAAAUCGCCGACAAAUUUGCCAUGUUUGGAAGAAAAUCAAUAUGAAGUGAAGUUCAACGAAGAUCAAUUUUGUUGUGAUUUUGAAGAUAUUGUGUGCGCAGAUGGUAAAACUCCAUUAUCCACUUCAAAUGAUCACGAAAUGUAUGAAAAGAAAAAAUUGGUGCUCACUGGAGCACAAGUUUAUUGUGGUAAGCAUUUUAGGAACCCAGCAAAACCUAUAUAUUUAUUUUCAAUUUCAGAACGAUUCUUAGAAUGUCCAAACGGAAAAUUGGCUGAAAAUUCGAAAGAUUGCUUAAAUAAAAUAGUAUUUUCUUUGGAUUAUAGUAAUUUAUUCGAAAAAGAUUUAGUUUGUUGUGGUAAGAAUUCAUUUUUUUUAAAUCAAUCAAAUUGUUUUGUAGAACCAACAAAAAGCUGUCAAGUUACUGGAUCUUCUUUCGGUUUCAAAUCAAAAAUUGAUGGAGAAUUUGCGAUGGAAAAGGCGAAAUUGAAAAAUUCGGAGAAUUCGGGAUAUAUUCAUCAAGUUAUCAAGGGAAAACAAAAAUAUUUGUGUCGUGAGUUGACUUUUCGCGUCGCGUGCGGCUGUGCGUUGCGGUCGGGAAAGACCGCGACGCACAGCCGCACGCGACGCAAAAUAUAAUAAAAUAAUUUUUUAAGCGAUUCCAAUUGGUAGAAUUUGGUCAAAUAUUUAUAAACCGAUUGAAAAUCAAACAAUUCCCUCGAAAUAUUUGCCAAAUGAUUUCAAAAAUAUGAAUGAAAAUGGGAAACCGCUGAAAAUAUGUGAGAAAAAUGCGGAUUGUGAUGGAUUUUGUGAUGAUUAUACAACAUUUGCUGAAGAUCAAACUACACACAAAUUUUGUUAUGAUUGUGGGUUUUUUUGAAGUCGGGGACUGGUUUUCAUGAUCAUAAAUCAAUUUCGAUUGAUUUCGGUCAUAUUCAUUUGAAAAUCGUGAAAAUUUGACUGAAAAUGCUCAAUUUUAGGCCGAAAUCCUGAUUUCGACCCAAAUUUUUCAGAAAAUCAUGAAAAACAGGCUAUUUUGAGCAAAAAUUGACUAAAAAUAGCAAAUGCGCUUUAUUGAAAUAUCCCCGUUUCUUGAGGAAAAUUCAAAUUUUCAUUUUUUUUUGCAGAUCCAAAAGUUCCAUUGAAUAUUUCGAAAGAUUAUAAAAUAUUGAUUGAUUCACAAAAAACCAGCUUGCAAUUUUGUAAUUCAAAUGAGCAAUGUUUGAAAUUGAAAUCGAAUACAAAAUGCCUGAAAAAUGGAGAAAAUUGGAAUUUUAAAGGAAAAAAAUAUCAAGGAAUUUGUAUUGAAAAACUUCCGGUAAUUUUUUUUCAAAUAUUUUCUUUUUUUUUCGAACUUUCAAUUUUCAGCAAAAUUCCAAUGAAUUUCAAAUUUUGGCUGUAAUUAUUCCAAUUAUAGUUCUAAUUAUUUUAAUCGCUGGAAUCACUGGAUAUUUUUUGUAUGCGAAGAAAUUCAAGAAAAAUCGAGAAAAACCUGAAAAAUCGGCUGCAAGUCCAAGUUUAUCGAAUUCAAAAACUCCGACGCAAAAUACACCUAUUUGA
Caenorhabditis angaria is the source of this 5009-nucleotide messenger RNA. The record is from the annotation of a GenBank genome assembly. NCBI's taxonomy places the organism in Eukaryota, Metazoa, Nematoda, Chromadorea, Rhabditida, Rhabditidae.